Molecule: messenger RNA, 1479 nt
Organism: Vicia faba (fava bean)
Lineage: Eukaryota; Viridiplantae; Streptophyta; Magnoliopsida; Fabales; Fabaceae
Source: the annotation of a GenBank genome assembly
AUGUCCUCCUGCGUCACUAUUCUUCGAACAUCUCUCAUCUUCCAACUUCGAACAUCUCUCAUCUUCCAACCGGUGCUUUUUGUUUCACCCGAGCGGUUUUUGAAUAAGGAGUUUCUGUCUGCUAUCUCUGCUGGGUCAGCUGUCUCACUCGUUGUUAUUGACGAAGCACAUUGUAUAUCUGAAUGGUCUCACAAUUUCCGACCUUCAUUCAUGAGACUUAGAGCAUCACUACUUCAUAGAAGUCUUAAUGUAGGUUCUGUUCUCGCAAUGACAGCAACUGCUACAACCACAACCUUAGAUGCCAUCAUGUCUGCCCUAGAUAUUCCUUUUACAAAUCUUAUUCAGAAUGCACACUUAAGGGACAAUUUGCGUUUGUCGGCGUCUUUGAUAAAAAAUAGAAUGAAAGACCUACUGGUUCUGAUAAAGUCUCCUCCUUUUGCGGAUGUUAAAGGCAUCAUAGUAUACUGCAAAUUUCAGUCUGAAACUGAUCAAAUUAGCAGAUACUUGAAUGAUAACAAUAUCUCGGCAAAGAGUUAUCAUAGUGGUAUUUUUGCAAAGGAACGUGGCAACGUACAGGAGUUGUUUGCUUCAAACAAGAUCAGAGUGGUUGUUGCAACUGUGGCAUUUGGUAUGGGACUAGAUAAAAGAGAUGUUGGAGCAGUAAUUCAUUACAGUUUACCUGGAAGUCUGGAAGAGUAUGUACAGAACAUACACGAUCUUAUAGGAAUAUGUUGGAGCCACCGAACUCAGCACUGCUACCCAUUUGUACUUUUUCCCGAGGAUAUUAAUUUGCCUGAUGCAAAACUCGGCGAAAAUGUUGCUAGUAUGAAACAUUUGAUUAAAUGGGAUUUGAGUUUUGAUAGUUAUUUUAAAGCGGCUCCUUAUCUCUUGGACGACACCGAAUCAAAAGGGCGCAAAAGGAUGCACGUAGAAAGAUUUUCUGACAAGAAGAAGAUCGCGUUCACUCGUGAUUCGCUGUCUCAGGUUUUAUAUUACGACGAAUUUGUUAAGGAGUUGGUUCCAGGACACCGAAAAAUGGCUAUAAUAUUGGCUGCAUCUUCUGCUGUCUUGGCUCUUCUUUUGGUUACUGCAACAAUGGGUUUCUUUAUAGGAAAGAAUGUAAUGAGGAAAAGAAGAGAGAGAAAACAAUUUGGGACACUUUUGGAUACAGUGAAUAAAUCCAAGCUAAAUGUUCCAUAUGAAAUUCUUGAAAAAGCAACAAAUUACUUCAAUGAUGACAAUAAGCUAGGACAAGGAGGAUCAGGUUCAGUUUAUAAAGGAGUUAUGCCAGAUGGUAAUACUGUGGCUGUUAAAAGGCUUAGUUUUAACUCGACGCAAUGGGUGGAUCAUUUCUUCAAUGAGGUUAAUUUGAUUAGUGGAGUUCAUCACAAAAAUGAUGAGAGAAGAAAGAAUACUUACACGUCGGAGUCACUCCGCCAACGCUUCAAUCGUGAUUCAGAGGGAAUGCUUCAAGCUUGA